AUUAACGAGAAGCGAUCAAAAUGGUGAACAAUAUGGAUCACGGUUUGCCCAAGUUUUCUCUUCUAGGUUAUGAUGAUUGGAAGAUCAUGAUGGAAGCACACCUUUACGCUCUACAUGAUUGCAUGUGGAUGGUGCUUGAGGAUGGACCCUUGAAAAUCCAAAUGGAGAAUCUUGAGAGGAAUCCAGCAACUCCAGACGUAGUCCAGUACAUUCCAAAGCCCAAGGAAAAAUGGGAUGAUAGAGAUUGCAAAAAGCACAAUCUGGAUAACGUCGCCAAAGCAGCCAUCUUCAAGACACUUGACCCCAUCACCUUCUCCAAAAUUAAGCACCUCAAGACUGCCAUGGAGGUAUGGCAAGGUCUUGGGAAGCUAUGUGAGGGUUUAGAGGACUUGAGAAAGCAGAAGAUAGAAGUCCUGCUUGAGAAGUUCAAAAGCUUCAAAAUGCUUCCCGGAGAAUCAUUUGAUAUGCUGGAUGAAAGAUUCCACAAAAUCUUGAAUGAUCUUGCAUCACUUAACCACGUUCUUUCUCCCAAAGAAAAGAAUGUAAGGUUGCUGAGAUCUCUUCCAACUGAGUGGAAGCCCGGCCACUGGAAGUCAGCGUGCCCGUACCCAAAAGUGGAGAAGUACAGAGAAAGAGAAAGGAACGAGAAGAAAAAGAAGGCAAUGGUUGCUGCUGAAAGUGACGAGUCAUCCAGCUCAAGCUCGGAUGAAGAAGCUCUCGUCUGCAUAGAGCGCAGAGCUGAAAAGUCCAACCAUGAGGAUAGGUGGACCAUGUCAGAAGAUGACACUCUCUGCCUAAUGGCCAAAGAUGAUGUUGAUCAAGAGGUAACCUCACAAACCUCCUGCUCAUCUUCUUAUGAAAGCAUACCAACUUCUGAAAAUGUUUUUGACCAGUUCAAAAAGAUGAUGAAAGACUUUGAGGAGAUAAAUCUCAAACAUUCUUCCUUAACAGAGGAGAACAAACUAUUGAGUGAAGAGAAUCUCAAGUUCACUGAAGGUCGGAAAAGUCAACUGAAUGAGAUCACUCAACUCAAGACUGAAAAUGAAUCUCUCUCUGAAAAGGUGAAAUCCCUUAACAAAGAACUAGGGACUCUUAAGUCAAAAGAGGCAGUGGAUAAGCUUCUUGAAACGACCAAACAUAAGGGUCGUGAAGGACUUGGGUUUGACUCCUCUAGCUAUAAAAGGAAAGGGAAAAAAACUUUCAUCCCUCCUAAACCUACUGCUAAACCAAAUAAGCAGAAAGGGAAGGAAAAGGAAAAACCAAUAGAAGUUUCCAAAAAGGUAGUCCCUCCUAAGAACUAUAGGAAGCUGGACAAACCUCAAAAAGGAAAUAAUUUCAGAAGAAAACCUUUUAACCCCCAUUAUACACGAGGCUAUACCCAUUAUGGGGUAGACAGGAGUUUUCCAAGAAAUUCUGAGUGGAGAACUAUGCCAAGAUAUAGUCACCCUCCACCCCAGAAGCUAUUUGUGCCACCUAAGUAUGCUUAUAACCGACACAGGACACACUAUGCACUACCUAGACAAAAUCAUAGGUCUUAUCAACCUGGGUUUGCUAGGAGGAAACAGGAAAUAACACCUCGUGCACGUAGGAAGUUUUAUGCCUACAACCAUGAUUACAAUCCCAACAAGUUUAGAGCUGCAAGGAAGAUUCCCUGCAACUUCAAACUUGAUGAAGCCACUAAGUACCCAGGUGUCUGGUACUUAGACAGUGGCUGUUCAAGACACAUGACGGGUGAUGCGAGCCUUUUGAGCAAUCUAAUUCCCUAUGAUGGUCCAAGAGUUACUUUUGGAGGAAGCAAUGAUUUCGGCCUUACUAAAGGGCUAGGAAAUCUGGUGUACAAGGGACUAACCAUCCAAGCUGUAUCUUAUGUUGAAGGGCUCAAUUACAACCUUCUUAGCAUAAGUCAGUUUUGUGAUAAAGACAAGGAUGAAGAAGUCAAUAAAGGAGAUAGAAUAAAACCCACGGAAUUCAUUCCAUUCAGAAGUCUGCCUCUGAAGAUUUCACAGAAAAAUCCGGAUUCAGACACUGCUGAGCCCUCCGGAAAUUUUGACCAGCCUUCCAAUAUUCCGGAUAUCUCAAACGGCGACAAUUCCGGAAAUGGCAACUCAGUGCCAAUCCAUCCGGAAACACCAACAACUUCUGUUCUUCAACCAGAAGCUGAACUAGAUCAACCAGUCAAUCCCAAUCAACACAAUCUUCGUUG
Molecule: messenger RNA, 2203 nt
Organism: Cuscuta campestris
Lineage: Eukaryota; Viridiplantae; Streptophyta; Magnoliopsida; Solanales; Convolvulaceae
Source: the annotation of a GenBank genome assembly